UGCCCGGCCGCCACCGCACACCGCACCUGCUAGCCAGCAACCUCGCGCAGCUCUCGGCGCAAUGGACCCGGCGUUGGCCGCGCAGAUAAGCGAGGUGGUGGCGGAGAAGAUGCUCCAGUACCGGCGAGACGAGUCAGGAUGGAAGAUUUGCCGGGAAGGCAACGGAGUUUCAGUUUCCUGGAGGCCGUCUGUGGAGUUUCCAGGGAACCUGUACCGAGGAGAAGGCAUUGUGAAUGGGACACCAGAGCAGGUGUGGGACUGUGUGAAGCCACUUGCUGGGACCCUACGAGAUAAGUGGGAUGAGAAUGUGAACAGUUUUGAAAUUAUCGAAAGCAUCACUGAUACACAGUGCGUCAGCAGGACCACCACCCCCUCGGCCGUCAUGAAGCUCAUCUCUCCCAGAGACUUUGUGGACCUGGUGCUGGUCAAGACGUAUGAGGAUGGGACCAUCAGUUCCAAUGCUACCAGUGUGGAGCAUCUGUUAUGUCCCCCAAAGCCAGGUUAUGUGAGAGGAUUUAACCAUCCUUGUGGUUGCUUCUGCGGACCUCUGCCAGGGGAGCCCAACAAGACCAGCCUUGUCACGUUCUUCCAGACCGACCUCAGCGGUUACCUUCCGCAGGGCGUGGUGGACUCCUUCUUUCCCCGCAGCAUGGCCGGGUUUUACGCCAACCUCCAGAAAGCAGUGAAGAAAUUCUACGGCUGACAUCCUGGCUGGUGGGCCGAGAACUGCCAUGACUCGUGCGGAACUGCCAUUGUUGGGACGCAGCUGGAGAGCCUGGGAGAACACGGGCUCCAGUGGAACCGCUCUACCUUUGGAACCCACCAAUGACCAGACAUCAGCCAGAGGCAGCCCUGGCCCCUCCUGCGCCUCCUUCCACUUGGGUGGGGCUGCCAUUUCCCAAGCACCCCUCCUCCAGCAGGGUGGCCCCCCAAGCCCCCCGGCCACUGGACAGGGACUCUGCCCGGGCACCGUGCGAUGCUCGCGGGUCCAAAGCCUUUCUGUGCCGAUCACUCUCAGAGACCACGUCUCCCCGUUUGUUGAGAAGAAUCACCAUCAAUCCCGAGAACCUGGCCCAGCCCCUUGGUAGCAUUCGCGCUCUCAGUCCUGCGCCACAGAUCCCCGGAUAUGCCAGACUUUCCCCCUUAAAAGACGUCAGCUUGGCAAAAUGAUGCUGAGAAAAUGAGUUAAGCAUUCAGGAGAAAACACUUUCAAUACUCCUUUUGUUGUCUCUUCUGUUCAAAUCAUUUUUCUCUCUUUUUCCCCCUGCAUGAGUUAGCGUUCAGGCGCCCCCGGGAAACCAGGCCGUUUGAACCUGCCCAGGCAGCGCUCUGGAAUUGAUUCUGGGCUCAGGGCACCUACAAGGGGAACUUGGAGGAGAGCCUCCUCUCCCCUGGGCAUUUGCCGGUUCUUGUGUUCUGUUAUAGAAGAUGGAACAGGAGUCCUCUGGCCUCCAGGACCUGGUGAGCCCGUACUGCUGUCAGCGGGAAGGACAGAAGAGCAGAUGCCCCACCCCCAGCAGUGCUGGCUAAAAUCGCCCCCAGGCCCUGCUGCAAGAUGAAACGACCCCGAACGGGCUAUGCCCAGCCCGGUGCAUCGUCGGAACCAGGGAGCACGGCCUUGCCACCUGGAAGGGGCUUCACAGCCACACGACUCCCUGUCCUUCUCUCCGGUCAGGGCCACACAGUCCUGUGUGGAAUCCUCCAACAUUCCCUCACGAGCUCCUCCAUGGGCCCACCAACUUGCUGGUGAGGGAGGCCCACGUGUGUUUGACCAGAGUGCCCUCGUAUUGCAGUUUCUCAGGUUACCAGCACCCUGUGCAGAAAAUUUCCAGAGUCCUCAGCCUUUGCGCCUCCAGAUGGAAAACGUUCUCCUCGUAUCAGAGUAUCUUGCUUCCCCCCUUUGAGUCCUGGGGUGCCUGUCUUCUGAAUGUGCCGAGGUCUGAGCAAGCUUUAAAACAUGAAAGUUCAGUGUCAGGGGGUUAGAAAGCCUUCUUUCUGGGCUCUAAUGCAGCUGCAGAUCCCACAAUCAUGCCAUGAAGAUCAUCCCCCAACUCCCUCUUCUCAUCAAGAAAUCUUCACAGGACUCUCCUGUUGCGGAGCACAGGCUCCGGACGCGCAGGCUCGGCGGCCAUGGCCCACGGGCCCAGCCGCUCCGCGGCAUGUGGGAUCUUCCCAGACCGGGGCACGAACCCGUGUCCCCUGCAUCGGCAGGCGGACUCCCAACCACUGCGCCACCAGGGAAGCCCUCCAGGACUCUUAUAUGUACUUAGAUUUCAUUCAUUCAUUCGCCAAGAACUUAAUGGGUCCUUACCUUGUGCCAGACGUCGUUCGGUAUCAACUCAUCACAAUUUGAUCUCCCAAACCCAGCCAAUUCUGGGCACGCCAGCCCAGGAGACCCAGGAAGGUGGUGGUCGUACCAAGAUGGAGCCACCUGUGCUGCCCCAUCUGGCCAGGAGGGGAGGUCAGCCUCCCAAGAACACGUCUCACUGGGCCCACUGCAUGGACUGCACCUGCACUGCUCCUACGUGCAUCUGCUGGCAGUGGGUCAAACUGGUUUGAGCACUGGACCGAGUCAGAAAACGUGCAAGUGGUCCCAUCCCUGCCAGUUAGAAAUGAUGCCCUCAGACAGUCACUUAACACUCCUGUGCUUUGGCUUCCUGUCUUUAAAGAAAAUCUGGGGACAUGAAUACCAGUCCUGGGGUAGCCUGCUUAAGAGUCCAUGCAGAUGAGAUGAUGAUGGUGAAUCAGUGAGAUGCUGUACAAAGCCAGGAACGAGGGCUGCCUGGGAGAGACUCUUGGAUGGACUCAUUUCCCUGGAGAGUUAAAGUAGAUCCGGGAUUGUUGUUUGUGUGUUUGCGGUGUUGGGGAUGACGGGAAUCAUUGUUUGCAAAGGCGCUCUUUUCUCUGCCUGCUGUCAGCUCUGAAGAAGGUGGCCAAGGCGCACUAAACCUCACCUGUAAACUGCAGCAUCGUGACGCUCAAAUGGAUGGGCUUUUGUUUUAGAACCUUCUUGCUGAUUCUUUUUUUUUUUUUUAAUAAAUUUAU
This is a messenger RNA of Lagenorhynchus albirostris (white-beaked dolphin), 3045 nucleotides long. RefSeq names its product StAR related lipid transfer domain containing 5 (gene STARD5). The record is from RefSeq and is a predicted model, not a curated record. The coding region runs from base 62 to 703 and encodes 213 amino acids. Gene Ontology annotation, molecular function: lipid binding. NCBI's taxonomy places the organism in Eukaryota, Metazoa, Chordata, Mammalia, Artiodactyla, Delphinidae. The transcript has 6 exons.